UAUUUUCAAUCUCCCACAGAGCUUGGAAUGGAGAACAGAUUACCUACAAAAAUACCUACAGCAUUUACAGGAAGAAAAGAAAAAUAAUACAAAACGUUUUUCUAAAAGUGCAUAAAUCCGAGUUGUUAUUGUUAUCACAGUGCAAAGUGGUUUGUUUUCUAUCAAACAAGUACGAGAUUAGUAUUCUACGUUAUUCAAUAAACAGGGACUCGCAUUUGGGACCUUUUAUGAAUUGUGAUCAAUUUUACAGUGUAUUCCGUCAUCCCUAUUCCAUCACAAAUCUAGCAAGCGUACAAAACAAUACGAGUAACAAAAUGUCUGCGGAAUCAGAUAUGGAAUAUUCAGACAACGACGGAGACGACUAUGAUUACUAUGGAGAACAAGAUGACUGUGACAUGGAGGCUGUGGACCGAACUAAAUCGGACCCUGAGUAUUUCUUAUACACUUGUUUAAGAGUUGAGGAAGUGGAGAAAUUGUUAAACGAGUCUAUAGAGUUGCUCAGUAAUAGCCUUCAAAUCACGCCUUCACUGGCCAAGGUAACGCUCCAUGCAUACGAGUGGAAUGCUCAAGAGAUUAUAAAUAAGUAUAAGGAGAAUGCAAAUGAGGUUUUGGUGUAUAGUCGUGUCAAGUCGCGUUCGCCAGUUCUGCAGGCGAGCACGAGUCGCUCCAGUUGCGCUGUGUGUGCCAACACACCUCCUAUGCACAAAUACAGUGCCCUGGCUUGUGGGCAUUACUUUUGCAAUGACUGCUGGGCUAUGCACUUUGAAGUACAAAUUAUGCAAGGAGUUUCAAAUACUAUUACUUGUAUGGCCCAAGAUUGUGAACUUCGAGCUCCGGAAGACUUUGUGUUGUCUCAUGUUACCAAACCAAAUUUGAGGGAAAGAUACCAGCAGUUUAUGUUUAAGGAUCAUGUGAAAUCACACCCAGAACUUAGAUUUUGCCCAGGCCCUAAUUGUCAGUGGAUAUUUCGUGCAUGGACUCGCGAAGGCGCCCGCCGUGUGGAAUGUCAGGGGUGUGAGUUAUUAACAUGCUUUUCAUGUGGAGCUCCCCAUCAUGCACCAACCGACUGCCCCACUAUCCGCCGCUGGUUAACAAAAUGCGCUGAUGAUUCUGAAACUGCCAACUACAUUAGUGCACAUACUAAGGAUUGUCCUAAGUGUCAGAUUUGUAUAGAAAAAAAUGGGGGCUGCAAUCAUAUGCAGUGUGGCGCAUGUAGACACGAUUUCUGUUGGGUCUGUUUGGGAGACUGGAAAUCGCAUGGGUCUGAGUAUUAUGAAUGUAGUCGUUAUAAAGAGGACCCCAACAUGUCUUCUGAUAGCCAACAUGCUCAAGCUAGAGAAGCUUUAAAGAAGUAUUUGCAUUACUAUGAAAGAUGGGAAAAUCAUGCUCGAUCUCUUAAAUUGGAAGAACAAACUUUAGCUAGUUUGAAAAGUCGCAUCAAUCAAAAGGUAAUGGCUGGAGAAGGUACUUGGAUUGAUUGGCAAUACCUUUGGGAUUCUGCGAAGUUAUUAAAGCGCUGUCGAUACACUUUGCAAUAUACAUAUCCAUUCGCUUAUUACAUGGAUAACGGGCCGCGCAAAGAAUUAUUUGAAUAUCAGCAAGCACAAUUGGAGGCUGAAAUUGAAAACUUAUCUUGGAAAGUAGAAAGGGCAGAAACGACUGAUAGAGGUGACCUAGAGAACCAAAUGGACAUUGCCGAAAAAAGACGUACCACAUUAUUAAAAGAUUUCUUGGAAUUCCAUACCACUACCGCAUCUAGCAGCAAAGUAUAAAUAUCUUCAAGAUUUGUCAUAAAUAAAUAUAACUAUAUUGCGACAAACAUUUGUAUAAUAUUUGUGAAAGCUAGAAUCUUUUUGUUCUGCCAAAGUAUAUUUAUUAACAUGACUUUGCAAUAAAAAUAGGAAUAUUA
This is a messenger RNA of Spodoptera frugiperda (fall armyworm), 1909 nucleotides long. It is a transcript of the gene ari-2, whose product is annotated as potential E3 ubiquitin-protein ligase ariadne-2. The transcript is spliced from 8 exons. Gene Ontology annotation, biological process: protein polyubiquitination; positive regulation of proteasomal ubiquitin-dependent protein catabolic process; ubiquitin-dependent protein catabolic process. Gene Ontology annotation, cellular component: cytoplasm; ubiquitin ligase complex. The coding region runs from base 228 to 1772 and encodes 514 amino acids. Gene Ontology annotation, molecular function: ubiquitin conjugating enzyme binding; zinc ion binding; ubiquitin protein ligase activity. The record is from RefSeq and is a predicted model, not a curated record. Lineage: Eukaryota; Metazoa; Arthropoda; Insecta; Lepidoptera; Noctuidae.